AUGGACUAUACAGUGCCCCGGACAUACUAUCCAGAAUGGUGGAAUAUAAACUCUCAUCGUUGUAAUCAUCUCAAUAGACCACCUGUUUUUCAAGAACCCUAUGGUUAUGGUCGUUCUUUCAUCGCUGACUGGGUUCGUACUGGCGCCGUUAGUAUUAGCUAUGCAUCUGAUGCCUUAGAGAUUACUAGUCAAAUAUCGAAAAAUUUAGUCGGGAAACUUGAAUACUGUCAUCCACCUGUUCCACUCUUACCAACACAUUAUUCACCUGAGUUGACACAAGGUAAAUUUUUAAUCAUGAGUGAAGCUGACAUGUACACUGGUGGACAGCAGGGAGAAGAAAACGAAGAAGAAUCUGAUAAAAAGUCAAAGAAGACAAUUGAUUUGUGUACUGUUCGUGAUUAUGGUUUUGAAUAUUUGCUGAAUGAUAGCAUUCUAGGUGAACAAGCAUCAGCGGCAUUUUUGUGCGGUAAACUACAAGGUUUAUUACGUGCUAAUGUCUCGAAAUUUAUGCAGAUUGAUCGUCAAGUUAAUAAAACUACUACUUCUGCUACUGGUACUAACUCUACUCCUACUAAUACUACUUCUACUACUACUACCAAUACUACUGAUAUCAAUAAUACUAGUAGUAGCAGUAAUGACGAUAUUACCAGUGAUAAUGAAAAGACAAGUAUGGAUGUCAAAUUUGAUAAACGUGUACACUGUGUUAUUCAUGAAUUACUUGUUAAAGCUGAAGAAGGUUUAAAUAAUUGUCAUUCAGUCAAUGCACAAAAUGAAGUCAUCAAGGAAAUACAGAAUUUACUUACAUCAGGAGUGGAAGCCAGUGUUUUCAUGCCUAUACCACUAUCGGCAACUAAGUUAACCACCUCAACUGCCGCUAUCGAUACUGCCUCUAACAAUGAUAACGUCAACGAUAAUACUGAUAACGGCGUCCGACCACUAGCCAAACGACGUAAGCUCACCAGGAAAUUGCCAGUGAAGAAGACUAACAGGGAAACAGAACAACUCUUACCUGGUACUGUUAGUAGACUUCUUUAUCCGACUAACUGUUCAACGUCAUCGUCAUCAUCAUUAAUAAAUCAGUCGAAUGUUUUCCUGAAAUCAAACAAUAGUCGGCUAUUAGCAUGCUUUGAUCCAUUUGUUAUCCGACUAGCAAGUCGAGUUGUUAAUCCUAAUUACCUUGGAAAUGGUCUACUAUGCAGUGUAAGAUCCAGUUAUUAUUCAUCGGGUUCCACUACUGCUGCUACAGAUCAAUCUGAUAUGAUUUUAUGGACUUCACCUAAGACAAAUGCUAUAUCUAUAGGUAAAAAAUCAAAUUUAUUAAAGACUACUACUGUCAGUGAAUCAGAUCGUUUUUUCACUGUUACCCCAACUCUAACUAAACUAUCUUCUAGAUCAUUUUGUGAAAUUGAUUCAUGUUUCAAUCAAACAAACGGAAAAAUUGAUGUAGUUGGUCGUCUUUUGUCAUCAUUAAAGAGUAAGAAAAGCGUUGUCUGUAUGCAGAUAAAGGUGGAUGAAUAUGAUUUAUCCAAGACAAGUAUUGAGGAUAUUCGAAUGGUGGCACCGAUUACAGCAAACCAUCAUGUCAGUAGUGUAUGCAUGAGUCAGUGGAUACCAGGAGAAUGGUGUAUGGCGGGGAAUUAUUUAGAUAAAAAUUGUAAUCGUAAAGCCAGCAUACACUUGUAUAACUUUAAUGACCGUUAUUUUCCUAUAUGGUCAGGUCAUUUGAAUUUAGGUAAUUUUAGAGAAGCAAUAGCAAAGGAAAAUAAUAUAUGCUUGGAAACUACUGAAUUAUCAUCGUCUUCAUUAAAAGAAGAUCAAGUUCAAAUGGACAUUGAGUCAUAUUAUCAGUACUCAACACGGAAAUUACGCCUACUUCAACAACAUUCCAGUCAUUAUUGGUUACGUGCAGGAUUUGGAAGUUAUCCUGGAGAAUUGUGUUUAACAACUAGACGUCGUAUUUUAAUAUUUGACACUCGUACAUCGUCGUCGAAUGCAUUCCAGUUAUUUAAUACUGUAGACAAACCUUUUUUAUUCAAUCCAACUGACUAUAUAACCUACUGUUCACCCAACUGGUUUGGUGAUGUCUACAUAUUGUCUGGUGGUUAUUAUAGUAUGUUUCUAUUGGAUAAACGUAUGCCUAAUCGAACUGUCCUGCAUUGGUCACAUAAUCUUGCCAGACCUAUUGCUCAUGUUAACUGGACAAAGUUAGAUCAGCAAAAGAAAUCAAUGAGUAACACUGAUGAUGAUAAUAAUAUUCCACAAUUUUUAGUAUCAAUGACAUCACAGUACUCUUCAGAUAUGUCAACAUUUGGUUUGAAUCUCAGUUCCUCCUCCGGUCCACAGUAUAUUGGUCCAGCUAUAUCAGGUAUGCCGUUGACAAGUUUAAUCACAUCAUAUCCCAUAAAUAAUACACUGGAGACAAAUACACAGAGCCCAUUAUUGACUAGACGUCUACAAAGUUCUAUCUGUGGGAUAACAACAUACUAUUCAUCAACAGAUUCUGGUCAGAAUCAAUUCCAUACGCUUUUGCUUACAUCUUACGGCGAUCUGUUCAAUUAUUGUGCAUAUCUAAAAGAACCAGAAGAGAAUGGUACUACUACUACCACCAUUAGUCGUCGACAUGAUCUGUUGGAUAAUUAUGAGACAAAUAGUUGUUCAGUAGUCAACAAUUGGCUAGCUGAACUUAAUAACUGUAAGCCAAAGAAUAAACGAUAUCAAGCUAAAAAUACCAGCGAUAGCAGUGCAGAAGUUAACAUUGAUUCACAGAUAAGAAAUCACACUGGUUCAGUGAAUCUGUCAAGUGUUAUCCCAAAAAAAUCAACUUCAAUAGAGUUGGAUAGUCAGUUAAAUGACACUCGGAGUAAUAACAACAUUAAUUACAACAAUGAUGUCAGUAGCGGUAUCAUUAUUAAUAGUAAUAGGUGUGAUUUCAUCCCUGUCCACCCUUUGAGUGUAACAGAAGAUAGUUCGAACCAAACGAAAGACAUUUCAAAGCAUCUGUUGAAUGAUUUAAAGACUAUAUGGAGUUAUAAUAAGGCUUAUAAAUUAGAAAAUGAUACCGAGAAUUCAUCACUAUCCACUUCAAUAUUUCUUGACAACAUAUCAGAGGAUCGGAAGUCAGAAGAGGGGAGACAUCAAAGUCUGUUGAGUGAAUUACGAGAUAGUGAACUUGAUAAACAGUUGGAUAGAGUGAAAAAGCGUUAUAUUGACACUCUUGUAAUCAAUCACCAUCAAAUCAAUGAGGCUAACGACCGAUGGCCAUGUGCUCUGACGCCUUCACCGUUAUCAUCUCAAGAAGCAUUGUUUUCAUGUUCAAGUCAAUCAGAAUAUUUUACUGCUCAAGAGUUUUAA
This is a messenger RNA of Trichobilharzia regenti, 3351 nucleotides long. The record is from the annotation of a GenBank genome assembly. Lineage: Eukaryota; Metazoa; Platyhelminthes; Trematoda; Strigeidida; Schistosomatidae.